This is a messenger RNA of Cheilinus undulatus (humphead wrasse), 1644 nucleotides long. RefSeq names its product translocase of inner mitochondrial membrane 23 homolog a (yeast) (gene timm23a). The record is from RefSeq and is a predicted model, not a curated record. Gene Ontology annotation, biological process: protein import into mitochondrial matrix. Bases 320 to 955 code for a protein of 211 amino acids. The transcript has 7 exons. Lineage: Eukaryota; Metazoa; Chordata; Actinopteri; Labriformes; Labridae. Gene Ontology annotation, molecular function: transmembrane protein transporter activity. Gene Ontology annotation, cellular component: TIM23 mitochondrial import inner membrane translocase complex; mitochondrial inner membrane.
CACUGCUCGCUUUACGACAGAGCGUGCUGCUGGAGGUCAGGGGCAUGACGAGAGCUCGAGCUCUGUAAUCUUUAACGGAAAAAAAAACGGUAUUUCAACGGGGGAAAAAAAUCCACACAGUCACCUUGGGCUCUGGUGGGGCAUCGUCUUCUGGUGUCGGUGAAUCCAGCCGCUCGUCGCUGAACGUUUUGUCUCGGGGGGGGGGGGUUGAGUUUAGAGACGUAGCUAGUUCUCGCUAACAUCAGGCAAGUCGACUCGGCUAGCAGCUCCCACCUGGCCCCGGUUUUCGCCAGGUGACCCCCUCGGAUCUUCUACAGCCAUGGACAACAACUCACAGAGAUCAGGGGGAAUGAAAGGAGGUCUCGGGGGUCUCUUUGGAGGCGGUGCUCCUGAAUACUCCAACACAGAGCUCGCCGGUGUUCCCUUGACUGGAAUGAGUCCCCUGUCCCCCUACCUCAAUGUCGACCCUCGUUACCUGGUUCAGGACACAGAUGAGUUCAUCCUACCAACAGGUGCCAAUAAAACCCGAGGGAGGUUUGAACUGGCUUUCUUUACUAUUGGAGGAUCCUGUAUGACAGGAGCAACAUUUGGGGCUUUGAACGGUCUCAGGAUGGGCCUGAAGGAGACCAGAGACAUGGCAUGGUCCAAACCUCGUAACGUACAGAUUCUCAACAUGGUAACCCGACAAGGUGCUUCAUGGGCCAACACUCUGGGCUCCAUUGCCUUGUUAUACAGUGCUUUUGGUGUGGCGAUAGAGAAGGCCAGGGGAGCAGAGGAUGACAUCAACACAGUGGCUGCUGGGACGCUAACAGGGAUGCUCUUUAAAUCAGGCAGUGGUCUAAAAGGUGUAGCUCGUGGGGGUCUAGCUGGUUUAGCUCUGUCUGGUGCCUACGCUCUCUACAACAACUGGGACCACAUCACUGGCUCCUCGACUUCAUCGUCUAGGCUGUAUUAACCUUCUACCACACACAUCUGUUUCCACAUUAGGGCCAAACAUCUCUCCCAGGACACAGCCUUUAACCACAGCACUGAGAGGAAUUAAACUCUGGUCGAAUGCAGUGUACUGUAAGGAGAGCACGAGUCUCCUAUUCAUUACCACCUUACCUUGCUGGAGCAUUCUGGGAAUUUAAAGAAGAUGAUGUAUAAAUUGGGACUUAAUUCCACUUCAGAUCCAGAUGUUUGCUGACCUAUAACACCAUUUGUUUUUAUCCUUUAUGGAUUUCUUGUUGCUGAUGAGAUCAGUAAUAAGACCCUGUGAGGAUCCUGCAAAGAGUUAUAUGUUUUAUCAUUGUUUAAAGAAGGCUACUUCAAGUCUUCUUUGAUGAUUGUUAGGAAGUUAUUGAAGCCCUUAUAUGGGUGAAAAUGAGCCGGAGUGGCGUCUGAGGUGCGUCUCCAGAUGAUUCUGAUUGUGGACUGAAAGUCUCUUCUAUCAUUGUAGAAGAGCAGUGAGAUACUCAACUAAACAUGGAAUGAAGCCUUACGGUCUCUUCUACUCUUGUAUUUAUUGAAGUGUAUUAUCAGUGGGUUUUGUUUUACUGUGAAAGAGGAAAUCACUGUAAAGCUGUGAGUGAUUAUCAGCUGUUUAUGUAUUCCAUCAAACCUGCUGUUUAAAAAACUAAUAAAAAAAGGAAAUGUUGCCAAAGA